Crotalus tigris (Tiger rattlesnake) is the source of this 3766-nucleotide messenger RNA. RefSeq names its product transmembrane protein 196 (gene TMEM196). The transcript has 6 exons. NCBI's taxonomy places the organism in Eukaryota, Metazoa, Chordata, Lepidosauria, Squamata, Viperidae. The coding region runs from base 393 to 1094 and encodes 233 amino acids. The record is from RefSeq and is a predicted model, not a curated record.
GAGCCCUCAUUAGCCUUGAAUCUGCGAAGCAGCAGCACCGCUUGGUUCCCCCGUCUCCGCUCUCUUCCCGGGUCGAAAAAAAAAAAAAAAGGGUGGUGGGGGGUGGAAUGCGUCCAGAUCCAGGCUGCUGCAUACAUCAUCUAGACCACGCGCAUCAAGCGUCCAAGUCGGUACCGCAAAGCAAAGAACCUCCUUUAUUGGAUCUCCAACUGAGGUGAAAAGCACGCCCUGUCCUGGGGCACGUGACCUUGUGGACUGUGGAUAUCUCUGGCUGCUAAAGAACAAAGAAAAGUUUCAGCGGAGGGGGGAGAGCAUUCCUUGUCUCCCCACCUCAGAGAAGGCGAAUGUCUGGUUUUAGUAGCUGAACUGGUAGGAAUGAUGAUCGAGAGAGGAUGUGUACCAGCAGCCAGAUCAUCGGGAGCCUCCUGGUGCUAUCCAUGCUGGAGAUAGGGCUGGGAGUCUCUAGCGUGGCAGUAGGGGCAGUCAGCUUCAGCUUCGUUCUUGCGGGUUCUGAGCGUUCAACUCAGCUGGGAGACUCUUCUCCGGUAUGGAGCGGGGUGUGUUUUUUGCUUUGUGGAGUAUGCGGAAUAUUUUGUGCCAAAAAAAAGUCAGGACUUAUUAUGAUACUUUUCUCUGCUUGCUGUAUCUGUGGGCUAAUUGGAGGAAUAUUAAACUUCCAGUUUCUUCGAGCUCUAACAAAGAAAUCCUCAGCUCUCUAUCCAUUGCACCUUACCUCCAUGUCUCUUGCAUGCAUUGGAAUUGGUGGCUGUACUCUUUCUUCAUGGCUAACUUGCCGACUAGCCAGCUAUGAACAAAGAAGAAUGUUUUCAGAAAGAGAACAUUCAUUACAUCAUUCUCACGAAAUGGCUGAAAAAAGAUUAAGGGGUAUUGAAAUAAUCGAACUGCCCAGCUGCCCAGUGAUACCCCCAACACCAGAAUUACUUCCAAGCAGACAGGUGUCUACAUCAUCACACCCCCACCUCAAUCAACAUUACCUAGCACCUUAUCUGGAAAUCCCAGCUGAGUCCAAGGAAAUGACAGAUAACAUAUGUAACGGAGGACCACAUCUAAUUAAUAAUGGAGGAACAUACUGAAAUAUUUACAAUAUUUAAAGAACAACUAUGUUUAUGAUUUUCUUCAAGAGAAAAUACAGAAGCCAAUAGCUUGGAGAUAAGGUCCUAAAACAUUAUGGCUCUAAGUUGCAAUAAUUUUACAACUUCAAAACAACAACAGCACAGUCACAUUUUCUUUCAGAGAUUUGCUUUGAUUCCCAUUAACUGAAGAUACAUAAUUGCACAUUUUGAAGAUAAGUAUUAUCACAUUUGAUUUCUUUUGUCUGAGUAUUUAUAAUGGUGUGAUAAUAUAUGAAACAGACUUUUCAGAUUUUACUCAGAUUUUUUUAGGAAUUACAUUUUGGUUUGAAAAAAAAUCCCACUGCUAUAAAAAUAAGGGGGUUUAAAUAUUGAAUUGCACACCAACAUGAAAAGAAUUUGGACAUGAAAAUGUUGUCUUUCCUAUGUAAAGUAUAAUGAAUGAAUUAUGAGCAUGUUGCUCUCCACACUGCUGUCUAAGUUUUGAAAAAUGGGAAAUUUUAAGGAUGCUAUGAGGUCAAACAAUGCUUUGCUAUAAAAAAAUCAUUUUUUCCAAUUUAUGAGGUAUAUUUCCUAAUUUGUUCAUAAAGAUGUGAAAUAAAAUGAAACAUAGGAAUGGGAUUAUUUUUUUUAAUCAUCCUAACAAUUUUUACAAUGAUCCACAAAUCCAAGUGAGAAACAAGGGUGAGUUGUAAUUCUCAAACACGUUUAAGGCAAGUAUUCAGAAAACUUUCAGAUCUUGUUUAUUUAACCACAGUUCAUAUAUUAUUGUUGCUUUACUGUAUUUGCAUCUCUUAGCAGAUGAAAGUUUGUCACCUAUAUAAUGCAUUAAAAAUAAAUAUAAUAUAGUCUAUUAUUAUUAUAUAAUCAUAAUACUAAUAGCACUAUAAAGUAUUAUUCCUUCUCCCAUAAUCCACUGAGAUACCCACCAAUCACAGUCAUACAAAAGUAUUGAACUUUUUAAUCUACAUAUGUUCUUAUAAAUAUAUACAAUUCAAAUAAUUUUUCUUCUUUUAAUAUCUAACAUGCAUACAUACAUUGCAUUAAGAAAUAAUAUAAGAAGUAAAUAUGUCUUUACAUAAAUAACUAGAUAUAUUUACCUUACAAACACUGAUGACACAAAUAUUCAGAAGAAGGAUGAUAUAAACUUUGAACCUCAACUCAAUGGUAAGACUGUUCAAGAUGCCAACUAAGAAACUAUCAACAGUAAUUAUGAAGCUAUGAAAUGCUUGUCAAAGAUGACACACCACAACAUUUUGGGUGACACUUCAGCAUCUACCAACAAUAUCCAACAACUACUCUUGAAAACAUGCUCUAUUCUCAUGUGAUUUUUGGUGGUUGUAGAAGCGCUUGAGGAUGAGUUGUGCUCUUAAGUGGCCUCUGAGUUCUCUGGAAGUCAUUUUUAUGUAGCCUCUAGAGCCUCUGAAAAUCAAAUGAGAAUGUGCAUGCUUUUGCAGUUUUCAGAGGCCGCACAAUGUUCUAAAUUAGAAAAAUCCUCCAUAUUUCUCAUAGGCGAUUGCUCCAGAAUCCAAGCCCGGCCUCCAUGCCCCAAACUGCAAAGAUCCAGGAUUUCUUCCAUUUUUCUGCUGGUUGGGUCGGACGUCAUCCAGUUUUAUGGAGUUCUGUCAUCCUUCCAGCUUAGUUACUGCAGAGGCUUCCUAUCCCAGCAUCACUUCUGCUACAUUGGGGAACAAUUGUCCUAUAAACAAUGCCUGGAAUACUUGAAAUUGCUUAUGGAGAGAAGAUGAUCUGACCUACAUGCAGUUUGUGAAUUGCAGUGGCAUGAUAGCUGUUACUGUUGGGGACACACAAAUCUUACUAUGUAUAUGUCUGUAGAAGCAGGAUAAGGGCCAAGGACAAUAAACUUAGUAUAAUGAAAUUACUUUUUCAGACAUUGCUGCCAAGUUCAUAGAAUAUAGAUAAGUAGGCAAAGAACUUUGUAAUUCAUCUGGGUUUAGCAUAGAGACUUUUGGAAAUGCUAAAUUAGAAGCUGCCAAAAAUAAUGUUCAUGUGACACUCUUUCAUUAAAUUUAGAUGUGUCAGUGUUUCAUACAUAUAUUGUUGGAAUUGUAUUGAGUAGCUUCCCCAUGUCUAGAAACAUAAUAUUAUCUUCUCCUUUAUUAGAAAUACUAAGCAUAUUUUAGUGACAUAGUAAGUAUAAUCUAAACUGUGAUGAUAAAGGGAAGCAAGAAAACCAACUAACCAAGUUCCUUGUUUUCAUUUCCCCUUCAAUGGUCUCUAUGCUUGCUACUGUUUUUCCAACUUGCAUCAACUGCAAUAUGCCCUUAUCAUUUGUUGAUAUCUUCUAUAGACUUUCUCCAUUUCUUAUCAGUAAGGCAUGAAGUGAAAACAGGAAUAGAUCUCACGCAAUUUCUUCUCCAUAUCGGUCAUGCUUUAAUUAAAGAAAGAGUAAGCAAUCUCUUUGCUGCAGAACAAGUUGCCUCUUUUUCUAUAUGUAGCUUUUUGUGAUGCAUGCCUUUUCAUAUGCAACCAAAUAAACACAUCUUUAUACAUUUUUGGAACUGACUACAUUGGGCAUUUACCUGAAUUUUGCAAUCUGAGCAAUACAUUUAAAAAUAAUUUGAUUUAUUGAUCAAAUAAAUUCCUUCUCUCACUUUAGAUUUUUUUAAAAAAUCAAAGGAUUAAGUUAAACCACAAAUGUUUUGUUUAUAUAC